AUGGCCAGCCAUGGGCCGAACACCAUCACCACCAUCGCCAGCCAUUCUUUGUCUCGCAGUCGCUCACUACACUAUUCCCAACAAAUCCUAAAAAAUACCUUAAAUACUGCCUAUUUCCCGGUGUCUAAUUUCUCAGUGGGUACAGGGGAGACCUGCCCCAUCUGGCUUGCUACGGCGCAACAAAAAGAGCCGGGUUGUUCUUUGUUGGAGAAAUGGGCUGUCCCUGUCUUGCCUGACGACCCCAACGGCCGCCUUUUCUCUGUAAAUUAG
This is a messenger RNA of [Torrubiella] hemipterigena, 270 nucleotides long. The record is from the annotation of a GenBank genome assembly. Lineage: Eukaryota; Fungi; Ascomycota; Sordariomycetes; Hypocreales; Clavicipitaceae.